Insectozyma verbasci is the source of this 891-nucleotide messenger RNA. The record is from the annotation of a GenBank genome assembly. Lineage: Eukaryota; Fungi; Ascomycota; Pichiomycetes; Serinales; Debaryomycetaceae.
AUGGAUACAAAGGAAAUUAAAUCAAUUGUAUCAAAUCUUGAAAAGACUCAAGAUGAUCAAACUAUGUUAAAACUAUUAAAUAUAUUAAAUGAUGAUGUUAUACCUACAGAAAAAUUAUUAAGAGAAACUAAAGUUGGUGUUGCUGUAAAUAAAUUUAGAAGUCAUGAUAAUUCAGAAAUUAAUCAAUUGGUUAAAAAAAUGAUUAGAAAUUGGAGAGAUGCUGUUAAAAAGGAUUCAUUAAAGAAAAAACAAGAAGCUAAUAAAGAUAAUUCAUCAGAUGGUAAUAAAUCACCAGAUCAAUCACAAGAUAAUACAUCAAAACAACCAGAAGCACCAAAAAGACAUUAUACUGGACCAAGAACUUCUAAAUCAGAUGCUAUAAAUACUCAAUUAUAUGAAAAUCCAACUAGAAAUGCAUCUGUUGGUGCAUUAUAUACUGCAUUGGCUGUUGAACGAGAUGAUUCAUCAAAAUUAAUAUUAUCAAUAGCUGUUGAAAUUGAAUCAGAAGUUUUUAAAGCUCAAUAUGGUAAAGUAGAUGAUACAUAUCGUACAAAAUUAAGAACUUUUACAAUGAACCUCAAGAAUAAAAAAAAUCCAGAAAUUAGAGAAAGAUUAUUAAGUAAAUCAAUAAAACCAAAUGAAUUUAUUAAUAUGAAACCAACAGAAAUGGCACCAGAAGCAUUACGUAAAGAAAUGGAACAAUUACAUAAACAAAAUUUAUUUGAUGCUCAAGGUGCAACUGAAAAAAGAGCUGUUACUGAUAGAUUUACUUGUGGGAAAUGUAAACAUAAAAAAGUUAGUUAUUAUCAAAUGCAAACUAGAUCUGCAGAUGAACCUUUAACAACUUUUUGUACUUGUGAAAAUUGUGGUAAUAGAUGGAAAUUCUCAUAA